This is a messenger RNA of Monodelphis domestica (gray short-tailed opossum), 14678 nucleotides long. RefSeq names its product zinc finger and BTB domain containing 26 (gene ZBTB26). Gene Ontology annotation, biological process: regulation of transcription by RNA polymerase II. The record is from RefSeq and is a predicted model, not a curated record. Gene Ontology annotation, molecular function: RNA polymerase II cis-regulatory region sequence-specific DNA binding; DNA-binding transcription factor activity, RNA polymerase II-specific; protein binding. Lineage: Eukaryota; Metazoa; Chordata; Mammalia; Didelphimorphia; Didelphidae.
CGGCUGGUAUCCCCUCCCCCCUUUGGCUGCAGUCCCCUCCCCCUCCCUUUCCCCCCCGAGCCCCCGAGGGGCCGGAGCUCCAGGCUGUGCGGGAUCCCAGCCUCCGCUACUCCAGGUUGGUCUGCCACAAUGUCUGAAAGAUCAGAUCUCCUUCGCUUCAAGUUUGAAAAUUAUGGAGAUUCAAUGUUACAAAAAAUGAACAAGUUAAGAGAAGAAAAUAAGUUUUGCGACGUCGCAGUUCAUAUAGAUGAUAUUGAGGUUCAGGGGCAUAAAAUUGUGUUUGCUGCAGGCUCACCCUUCCUAAGAGACCAGUUCUUACUGAAUGAUUCCAGAGAAAUAAAGAUUUCCAUAUUGCAGAGUUCAGAAGUGGGGAGACAAUUGCUGCUAUCCUGUUAUAGUGGCAUUCUGGAAUUUCCUGAGAUGGAACUGGUAAAUUAUUUGACAGCUGCCAGCUUUCUUCAAAUGAGCCACAUUGUAGAACGGUGUACACAGGCCCUUUGGAAGUUUAUAAAGCCCAAGCAACCCUUGGAGGGCAAAGAGGAAUGUGAACAGCAAAGUGAUUCUUCAGAGUCAAAAGAACAGCAGGUAGAUGACAGAGAUUCACAGGAGCAGGACUCCCCCUGUAUUCAGCCCUCUGAAGAUAGUAUGGACAUGGAGGACAGUGAUAUUCAGAUUGUUAAAGUAGAAUCAAUUGGGGAAGUUUCAGAAGUUAGGAAUAAAAAAGAUCAAAAUCAAUUUAUUUCUUCUGAACCAACUGCUUUACAUUCCUCAGAACCCCAGCACUCUCUAAUUAAUUCAACUGUGGAAAACAGAGUAAAUGAAAUUGAACAAAACCACCUCCACAAUUAUGCCCUUUCUUAUGCAGGUAGUGAUAACAUCAUUAUGGCCUCUAAAGACUUGUUUGGUCCUAAUAAUCGUGGAGUAGACAAAGGCCUUCAGUGGCAUCACCAGUGCCCAAAGUGUACCAGGGUGUUCCGUCAUCUAGAGAACUAUGCCAACCACUUAAAGAUGCAUAAACUUUUUAUGUGUUUACUCUGCGGGAAGACUUUCACUCAGAAAGGCAACCUCCACCGACACAUGCGAGUACAUGCAGGCAUCAAACCUUUCCAGUGUAAAAUUUGUGGGAAAACCUUCUCUCAGAAAUGCUCCUUACAGGAUCACCUUAACCUUCAUAGUGGAGAUAAACCCCAUAAAUGUAACUAUUGUGACAUGGUUUUUGCACAUAAACCAGUUUUGAGAAAACACCUGAAGCAGUUGCAUGGUAAAAACAGCUUUGAUAAUGCUAAUGAAAGAAAUGUACAAGACCUCACGGUGGAUUUUGAUUCUUUUGCUUGUACCACAGUUACAGAAACUAAAGGGUGCCAGCAGCCACCUGAUGCAUCCCAGGUAUUAGAUGCAGGUAAACUGGCCCAGGCUGUACUGACUAUACGGAGCGAUGGUACCUGUGUUAAUUAAGUACAGUUAUACACAUAACUAAUGGUUGACCAAGAGAGCAUGAAGAACAGUUAAGUCUGUAUCUUAGGGGAGACUGGGGGGGGGAACAUUUUGGUUAACUUGACUGGUGUAUACAGUUGGGACUCAAUGAAAGCACCUGGUAAGCUUCCACUUCAAGGUGUUUUUACUACACCCUGUUUUUGGUGAUGAAUUUUUUCCCCAUAAUUAUCCGUUUUUCUUUCUUGAGAAUUAAUUCACUGGAGGUGGAUCACAUUGACUCGUGUUUCUGACUGAUCCCAUUUUUUUGUGGGGCAUGGUAACAACAAAUUAACCUCAACUACUUUCCACUAAUAGAUGCUAUGUUAGGAGAAAUGAAUAACACUGUAGAUUGCAAACAAAAGUGGCUGAUAUAAAAAAAAGACUUAAUAUUUUACCCUUGGCCUCAGAAAGAAUGAACCAUGGGCUGCUCAAUGAUUAAAUUCAUCUGUUUUUGUUAAACAUCUUAUUUCCUCCACAAAUUCCAUUUGUCCAUCUUGAAGUUUAUCUGAAGUAUAUUUGGUUCAUUUUAUAUACUUUUAAACAGUAUUAAUACUUGAUUUCCAUUCUCUUAAGUUAUUCACCUGGAUCAGGUCAUAUAUAUAGAUUUUUUUUAGCCACAUCUGCCUGCACAAGUAAAAAUCACCAUUGUUAUCAUUAUAAUCACAUAUAAAGGACAGCGUUCUGUGUAACAGUAGAAACCUUAGGUUUUUCAAUUAGAAUAUUACAUGAAAAGGCCAGAUGUAUCUAAUAACCUUGUGACUUGUUUGUUGAUUUUCUUAAAACUAGGAAAACAAAUGACAUUCUUAAUGAAUGUUUUGAAGAAUGAUGAUCUUGGGGGGGGCGGGGGAAACUACUUGGUAGUCAAUUUACUUUGUGUCAGGUGAGCCACAUUCAUAAUGAAUUUGAUAAGAAAAGUGCAGUCCAAUAUUUUGUAGAGCUAACUCUGAAAUCUCCCUAAGUUAUAAGUAUGCUCUCUGUAGUCAUAGUGCACUUCCAUACCUAAAAUGAUUGGAAAAUCCUCAGUGAUAAGAGAUUCAUACCAUAAAAAGGUUUUUCUCUUAAAGGUAUCUAAUCUAUCUUCACACUUGUAAUACACUAACACCAAGUCAAUCCAUUUGUAUAGAUAUGUUUUUUUUUUUCCCCUCUGCCUCUUGAAUAAAAUUUUGGAGUCUUAGAUUUUGUAUGACAUCUGAGUUAGAUUUAGAUAGUCAUAGAAUCAUAGAAUGUUAGAAUUGGAAGGGUCCUUAGAGGUAAACUAGUCUAAUUCCUCAUUUUACAAAUGAGAAAACUGAUAUCCAGGGUGGGAGAUGACUUACCCAAUGUCAUUUAAAGGAAAGCUUUUAUUCCACAUGUUCCUUAAGACUUUAUUAAUAACUAAAAUAUUUGAUAUUCAAGUUAAAAUAUGACAUGCUAAUAUUUCAUGGGGGUUUUAUGUUCCCUCUUUAAAUCACUGCUGGAUUUCAAGCUAAGAAACAGCCCAGUACUGACUAGCUGACUAUCAAAUAGAGAUUCUUUCCCAUUUAGAAACUUUUCUGGUUGGAAAAGGAGGGUUUUAAACAAGGUUCUGCUCUUCUAAAUUAGUGAUUGAGAUUAAUUUGCUCAGUGGCUUGUGGGCUGGUUUACUCUAUCGUUCUUCCCUUUGGCAAAUUAAUAAGUAUAUAGGGUGAGAGGGAAUCAAUGGGGAGUAAACCCAAACACUGUUUCUAAAUUAGAUUGGGUUAAUUUUCAUCAAGUUUAAAAAAUAUUUCUUCUUUUUUUGAGUGCAUGUUAGGAAAAUUAAAUGCUCUGAGAGGAAAUCUUUAUGGCUGGUAUAUUGGAUGUUGGUUUUUUUGUAAUUCUAAUUUGAAGCAUUAUAUCGAUCAAUAUUGUUUAAAAGUUACUUUCCCAUGCUAUUUGCUAGACAACUUAAAUGCAAAAUAUGUUGAGAGGUAGAGCCAGUAAGCACUUAAACCUGGUUAAUAAGUAGAUUGUGAUAUGAAUGCUCCCUGACAAUAUCUAAUUUACAAAGUAUAAAUGAAGGUACAAAUGCUAUGCAACAAAGAGAAGUUAUAACAGGAUAUUUAAACCAUUGUGUUUUAUGUUUGCUUUGAGUAUUAUUGUAUGACAUAGGAAAAUUACAUGGCAUAGUCAAGAGCUAUGCUCUCAUUUCUUUUGAUGUCUUUUUCUUAUUGGGUUGACGAAAUAAAUAGAUAGGAGUUCAAAGCUAGAUUUAGUGCUUUUAAAGAGUACUAGACUUUUUGGAUUCUUAUCAUAUAACAUAGAAUGUUAGGGCUAGUUUAGCCCCCUCAUUUUUCAGAGGAGUAAACUGAGGCCCUAGAAGGUAAUUUGCCAAUGUUAUUUGGCUUAUUAGUGGCUGAACUGGGACUUUCUACAUCUCAAAGCUUCUCAGUGGCAGACUUAUUGAUAGGUACUAAAAUCCAUAUCUUGACUCCUACACAGGCCAGUCUUUUCUCUGUUAUACCACAGUUGCCUCAUGUGGUCUCAGACUUUAGAACAAAGAAUAAAUGAAGAAAACUGCCUUGGAUUAUUAAGAGCACUUAAAUAUAAAUAUCCUGAGACUUUGGCUUCAUUUACUGUCAUUAUUUCUUCCUAGGAAAACCUUUAGCUUGUACUUCUCUGCAAAUAUGAAUCACUAAAAUGACUGAACUCUCUUCCAAUUUUAAAUGGAGAGGAAGCCCCUUUCAUUUUUGUGAGAUUUUCUUAAUGAAGUUCAUUGAAGCUGUAUUUAAGAAAAAUUGCUAUUUUAGCUAGAACUUGAUUUUUUUUCAAGUAUGUAGGUUUCCUAGCUGGUAUUGAAAUUUGACCAGACUACUGAAUAACAUAGAAUACUAUUUGAAAUUCUUGUGGUAGAAAGACUUAAUUUUUAAAAUUCACUCGGCAUUAGAAUUUUACAGAUCUUUGAUGUUGUAACAGUAUAAAGCACAAAAAGGAAGAAGGAAUCCUGUUAAGUUUAGCACUGCAGUUUAAAUAAAAAAAAAAAAAAUUAAACCCCAAGCACUUAGUUGAAGUGACUAACAUCUAGAAAGGUAAAUCAAAUAUGAGUUUAAUUCCUUAAAAAUUUUUUUCUUUAGGAGUUAUAUAAAUAGGGCAUUCCUUUGAGACCAUUUUCACAUUUUCACUACUGUCAGAUACAUAGCAAAGUACCUUCUUCCAUUGUCUACUUUCAGCUAAUGAACAGCUGUCCUAAACUUGUUGUAUGUUACACAUACUGACUAUGAACUACCUCUUCACCUAUUAUGAGGAAGUUUCCUUAAUAAAAGUGUGACAACUAAAACCUUGGUGUCAAUGGUUUGUUUCAUUCUCCCAUUUUCUUCUGAAAUUCUUGAAUGCCAGUAGAGGUAAGUCUUACAUUCUUUAUGUAUAGGAUGGUUUUUGAACUUUUAGGACAAAGUUCAAGACAUUCACUUGCUAGAAAAGUUAUCAAGUUUCUAGUCUGAAUUAUUAGUUCAGAGGUUAGUUAUAGAUUAUAAAUUAGCUACUGUUCUUAUUCACUGUUAAAUAAGGGAGCUAAUUAUGAAUUAAGCUCAUGGCGUGGUCAAAUUCACAGAUAACAUUUAGGAAAUAAUUUAAAAGAACUAGAAUUGCAUUUGGAAUAAGUAGUACUUUCCCUCUAAUAAUCCUCUAUAGAUAGUCUUGAUAAUUUAUUUUUUAUUAAAACCUUCAUCUCGUGGCUAGUCCUUUGACACUGAUUUCUUUAUACUUUAGUCUAUUCUUCCAAUCUUUCUGUUUGGUAGGUCAUCCAGAGUUUGUAAUCUAUUGAACAUAUAGCCUUUGAGAACCCAAGAUUCACUCUAAUCUGUUAAAUUUAAUGGAGGCACAGCCAAAAAGGGGAAAUAAUUAUGAAUUCAAGUUACAAAUUUGAAGGUGUUAGUGACCAAAUUGGGGAAGUUAUAGGAAAUUACAUACCCUAAGCAUCUGAUAUGCUUAACUGUCUUCCCUCUUUGCUGAGAGAUCCAAAGAUGAAAAUGCAAGUCUACUUCUUGAGGAACUUACAAUCUGAUAGUGAUAGAUCAUGGGGUUUAGGGAUGAUCUUGAGUAGAGGUGUCUAAUGUGUAACCAGGCAUGUGGCCUGCAGCUGAACUAGAUUAAAAUGUAAUUGAGAAGUGUAGCAAAAUUUAAAAUAUAAUAAAGCAUAGAUAACAUUACAUUUUAACAUUAGGCCAAUUUGCUGCAGGCAGGGAUUCUUAUGUAAAUAUUAGUAACUUCUGUUUAUGUUUUGAGUUUGGCAUCAUUGUUCUAGAUCAUUCUAUUCAAGAGGGGAAGCUAAGGCCUGGAAAGGAGAAGUACCAUUAUUAAGUAUCUGCAAAAGGCUAAUGCUGUGGGGAGGAAUAAAUCAUUUGGAUUGUAGUUUAGGGAACACAGUUGGAUGGUUGUAUAAUUCGGUGGGUUUGGAACUGGUUGAAUUCCCCCUACAAUGAUAAAGGUCUAUAGAGGAGCAGAUGAAAGGGUUCCCCGUGGCCCCAUUUUAUUAAACAUUCUUAUUUGCAACUUGGAUCAAGGUAAAAUGAGUAGACUUAUUAAAUCUCUGAAUGAUAAAAAAAAAUUGGGAUAUGUAGUACAUUUAUAGAUUGGGACCCCCAAUUUUUUUUAAUAUGCUAUAACAGUGAAUUAACUAUUUAAAUACUUUGAUGAAGCUGUUGACCCUGAUUGGUGUGGGUAUUCUCAUCAAUAUAAUCCUACUCAAUUUAGGGAGAUCCUCCUUUUCAGGGUCCUUAAUUUGGAAUGAACAACUUUAAAUAUAAUUGAUUGUAGUUAUGUGUAUUUUAAGAUUUCAAAACUUUAUUCUAAGAAGGUGUUCAUAAGCUUUACCUAACUUCCAAAGAGGUUUGUGAUGCACACAAAAAAGAUUUGAGAAUUCAGGCUUUAAAUUGUUUAGCAUUUUUAUUGGAUACCAGUUGGAGAGCUUCCGUUUCCAGAUUUGCUUCAGAAUAAACAAAAUAAUCUCUGACUAUAUCUUUACUGAGAAACAUCAAAAGAUAGAGGGGUCAAGGACAUAUAAUGCAAAAUCAAACCCAGGUGAUACUUUGCAUUUGUUAAAUAGCAAAUUGUGAACCCUCUACACCUCUCAUGCACCUAACCCUGUGCCUUUUUGAGCAUCUCUCACAAAAGACUUUUCCAAGGGCCUGUUAAUUGUAAUCCACAAUAGUUGAUGUCCUUGCUAGGUCAGAGGUACAACCACAUCAUACUUGUAAUUUUUUUUUUUUAAUAUACUUUGGAGCUGAGUAACCCUGAGUUGGGGAAGAGUCAUAAUGAUCUAAAUGGGAUCUCUAUGAUUUGGGAUUGUAUGUCUUAAGUUUCUCCCAAUCUCCAAUUUUAUAAUCUUGUUUUUUUGGACUUGAUCUCCCUUUUAGUCCUGUUUUCUUGUUUCAGUGGAGGUACUGCUGUCUACCUUUGGGGUACUUCAUUAUCUAGAUCUAUAUAGUACAAUUGGGUAUUGGUGGAAGGUGUAACAACAGUAAAAGAAAAUAAAAGGAUAGACCGAGUGCUACUCUAGUAAAAGAUAACCUUUCAUUUCACUUCUUUUUCCAGUCAUUAUUGAUAUGCACUUGGUUUGCACUCUCUUUUGUCCUUGGGCUCACAAUUUUGAGUUUUUGUUUUUUUUUUGCAGUUGGGUUGUUAUAUGAUCUUUAGCUACAUAGUAUCACUAGGAAGAUAUUGGUAUUGAAGAGAAGUGUUUUUCUGUCAAGAUUAAUUUGGAACUGUUAAAAAAAUUGUCCAAAACUUCAGAAUAAAAUACAAUCUAUUCAUUUCCGGCUUAACUGUGGUCUAGUUCAUCAAUUUAUAGCAUCUAAAAUGCAUAUAUGAAUGCACCAAUUUAGUGAGCUGCCCAUCUAAGUAAAUGAUUGUCAUAAUUUUGCAAACAAGCAUUCAUUUUUUUCUGUGUGUAUUUUUAUGUUAUUUUAAAAAUUGAUUAUAGAUCUUAUUGAAGAGACUUGAUGGUAUUUUGGACUUUAUGAGGAAUCUAGUGCAUUCUGGUGAAGUGACCUACUCAGGUUCAUGUACCUAGUCAGUAUCAUAGCUAGGACUGCAACUGAGGAUUUCUAUAUUUUAUCUCAACCAUUUUUUUGAACAUUCAUUGCUCACCUAUUUCCCCUAUAUGGAAAAAAAAAACAGUGCUUUAAAAUAUUCAUAGUUAAAGCAAAAUAAUUCCUACACUAGCUAUGCCCAAAUAUCAUCAUAUUUCAUAUGAAGUUUCAUAUUUCAACAUCUGGUAUCCAUCCCUUUCUGUCAGGGGAUAGGUAGAAUGCAUCAUCAUUGGUUUCUAGGAAUUGCAGUUGGUAAUUGCAUUGAUUAGAGGUCUUGUCUUUCAAAAUUGUUUGACUAUCAUGUUUUUGUUAUUUUGUAAAUUGUCCUGGUUUUGCUUAUUUCACUCUUCAUUAAUUCAUGCAAGUCUUCCCAGGAUUUUCCCUUCUUUUUGAAACUAUCCUUCUGAAACUUUUUUAGCACAGUAGUAUUCCAUUGCAUUCAUUUGCCCAUAUUUGUUCAACCUUUCCUCAGUAGAUGGGCAUCCUCUUAUUUUAUAGUUCUUUGUAACUACAAGAAGAGCAGCUCUGGGUCCUAUUCCUCUUUAUAUGAUCUGUUUGGAAUAUAUGGCUAUUAAUGGUUAUCAUUGGGUCAGAGUUUGUAACUAUUGGGGCAUUAUUCCAAAUUGUUUUUGAGAACAGUUGGAUCAAUGCGCAACUUCACCAAAAACUGCAUUAUCUACUUUCCCACAGCUCCUCCAAUAUAGCUUUUAUCAUCUCAAAAAGAUUUCUGACUCCAAAGAAAAAUGCUUUUUUAGAUCUUCUGCUUCACACCGAAUGUUGGAAUAUGAAACGUUAUAAUUGGAAGGGGCCCUCAGAAAGCUUAUUACACUUUCUGCGGCUCAGUUUCUUCGUCUGUAAAGGUCUUGAACUAGAUUAUAACUUUUUAGAUAAGAAAAUUAAAAAUUCAGUGAGGGCACUCAUUUGAAACCCAAACCUCCGGACUCUUGACAACUUCUGAAAACAACUUUGUUUAUCACAGUGCAGGGAAUACCAUUCUUCCAGGUACAAAUCAACUACCUCUAGUAGGAUUUCCCCUAACAGCAGAGGAGAGGGGAAAGAAGGGCGAGAUAAAACGCCCCUUUACCCAGUGACUUCCGGGGGUUCGCCGGAAGGAGGGCGGAGCCAGUCUGGGUAGCGUGCAGGUCAGUCUUUGAGGUGGGUAGGAUGGCCGCCGGGAUGUGCUUCCGGUUCGUGGCUGAUCUCCCUGUCCUGCUAAGGCCGCCGGCGUCGCUACUGAAACGGGUGGAGCGGCCAGCUGGGGGUGAAGCCGACUUACCCCGGAAGGGUUUUGUCCUAACCUGGGCGAAGCUUCCGUUCUGGGCAGUCGUUGCCUCUGCUGCCGCUGCUACUGUUGCCCGAGGGGCCUCACCUUGGAGGGCGCAGUUUCCCGCGGGACCGUGGACGGAACGCGUGAGUGUGUACAGUGGCCACGUUCGGGUCAGCUCGGAGCUGACGGUGGGCAGAGUGUGACCAUGGCUGCUGAAUCUGAUGUCCUGCACUUCCAAUUUGAGCAGCAAGGUGAUGCUGUCCUACAGAAAAUGAACCUCUUGAGACAGCAGAAUUUAUUUUGCGAUGUAUCCAUCUAUAUCAAUGACACGGAAUUCCAGGGACACAAGGUGAUUUUUGCUGCUUGUUCUACUUUCAUGAGAGAUCAGUUUUUACUCAACCAGUCAAAGCAGGUCAGAAUCACCAUCUUGCAGAGCGCAGAGAUUGGCAGAAAGUUACUGCUCUCUUGUUAUACUGGUGCAUUGGAAGUUAAAAGGAAAGAGCUUUUGAAAUAUUUGACUGCUGCAAGUUACCUUCAGAUGGUACAUAUAGUGGAGAAGUGCACAGAAGCUUUGUCUAAGUAUUUGGAAAUAGAUUCUUCAAUGAAGAACAACAGUCAGAGUGCUGAGAUAUGCCAUUCUUCUUAUCCAGAACUAAAGGAUGAAGAUGAAAAUUUGGAUAGAGACUGCGAAAUAAUUGAGAUUUCUGAAGAUAGCCCUGUAAACUUGGAUAUCGAAGUUAAGCAAGAAAAAGAUAAUGCUUUGCAACCGACCAUACAGGGAUUGUUAUUGGACAAAAAAGAUAUGAAAACAUCAGAGAUUUCAGCAGUUGAAAUAGGAUAUAAAGAUGAUGAAAUUUGUAUCUUCAGAAUGGAUUCCAUCAAUGUGCCCACUGUAGAAAGUGAACAGUUUUCACAGCCUUGUACCUCUUCAAAAACAAAUAUAUAUUUUCCAGAAACUCAGCAUUCACUGAUUAAUUCUACAGUGGAAAGCAGGAUGACAGAAGUCCCUGGGAAUCAUUUUCAGGGAUUUAUUGGUGAAAGUGCAGAAGGAAACAUUGGUAUAACAAAUGGACUUCAAAGUCUAGAAGAAGGUUAUUCCUGGCGGCACCAGUGUCCCAAGUGUCCACGAGGAUUUCUUCAUCUUGAAAACUAUCUGCGCCAUCUGAAAAUGCACAAACUGUUCUUGUGUUUGCAGUGUGGAAAAACAUUUACACAGAAGAAAAAUCUUAACAGGCAUAUUCGAGGACAUAUGGGCAUAAGACCAUUUCAAUGUUCUGUGUGUUUAAAGACAUUUACUGCCAAGAGCACUCUUCAGGACCACUUGAACAUUCACAGUGGAGACCGGCCCUAUAAGUGCCAUUGUUGUGACAUGGACUUUAAGCACAAAUCUGCCCUCAAAAAGCACUUGACCUCUGUUCAUGGGAGAAGUAGUGGGGAAAGGGCAAACCUUGAUGUCAUCACAAAAGUCAAAAUAGACUAUGAUUAGUAGUAAUACACACUUGCUUUGGAGUCUUAAAUAUUAUAACCAUUAUCUUGAGUUCUGCAAAAAUAUUCCUUUGUAAUUCUGCAUUCCCUCUUUGUAUGUUGCUUUUUAUGAUCUAUUGGCAUACUGUGUUUUUGUAAUGCGUAUUCUUAAAAGUUGUGGGAGUUAAUGGAAAGGUUGAUGGAGUUCUAUUCUGCCUUAAACAUCAUAUACCAAAAUAUUAGAUGAUUUUCAUAGCCAGCCGAUUUGGUGCUUUAUAGAGUAUUAUGCACACAGGUACUUGGUUGAUGUUAAUUAACUGUCUCCUGACUAAGGAGCAGAAAGAACUCAAUGGUCAGUAUUUUUCAGAUAUUUGAUUGAAUUUCCAGUAUUAGUGCUUCACACAAGAGCAGCAGCCAUAUUUUACUUGCACUCUUAUCUUGGAGACAGUUAGAAAAAAAAAAUCUGAGACUUUUCCAGUCUCAAUUCUUUUUAGAAUCACUUUUGAGGAUUAUUGCCCUGCAGAUGAAUGCAAGUGUAAUUAAUCUUUAGGAUAAAUAUUUUGAUUACCUUUAUAAAUUCUACCACUUUUUCUAACCCAAAUAGCUGGUUGAACUUAUCUGGUUGAAAUUGUAAAUGAGUAAUAUAUUACUUAUAUGAAAUAUGAAAAAAAGACAAUUGCCUUUAGAGAAAUUAUUCAGCAUAUCAUUUACUUCUGUAUGAGUAUUUUCUCCACUUAUCCAAAAGAAAACUCCUCCACACUUUUUUGUCCUUUUGAUUGGCUUUAUCUUUCAUCAAUCUUCCAUAAAAAUUCAGCCUAACACACCAAUUGUCAUCUUUUUUUUUUUAAUUUCUGGAUAACAUUGCAGUACUUGCAUUGUCCAUCUAUUAUUUCUCACUCUUGCUAUAUUUUUGACCAAUCUCCCUUUUUAAUCCUUUAAUAUCUUUUAUACAAAUUCUUGAGCACAAGUCAUUAUUGGGAAUAUGCUGCAGCCUACUUGUGCCACCAAAGGAAUAUGCAGGGUUAUAUUAAAAUGGAUUUUUUUGUACACACACAGGUAUAUAUACAUAUAUAUGCAUUAUAUAUUUAUAUGCCUGUAUAUAUGUAAAAUAUGUAUGUGUAUAUACCAACAUAUGUAAGAUACAUAUAUACAUAUAUUGGUAUACACAUACAUAUAUACACAUACAUAGAUAUAGAUUAAAAUAUGUAUAAACAUUUCGCUUGAGUAAAGAAGAUAAUUGUACCCAUGUGAUAUUUUUAAUAUAUUUUAAUUUAUUUCCAUUUGAGAAUAAAUAUUACUUAUUUGAAUUACUGAAUCACAUACUUUGGAAAUGAAUACUAAAUUAGCUAUGCCUGGAGAUUAUAAUUAAUUCAAACAAAUCAGAUAUUUUUAUCAUCAAUAUGAUUAUAUAACCAAUAAGAAACAAAGCAUUUGCUAGAAAUCCACAAUUCAUAAAAGACAUUGAAUGUGUCCUAGAUAUGAUUCUUUUUACUUUGUCUUGGCAAUACGUUUUUUGUCAUGGCAGUUCUUUAACCUAGUUUUUUUUUUCAUUAGUAUUGUACAUGGAUAGUUGUGAUUUUUCUCAAUGAUAAACUGGAGCAUUCUUAUUCACGUGACCCCAGCUGACUUUUAAAGUUUUGUAUUAAAAUAAUUUGAGUAAGUUUUUUUUUAAGUUCAGAUAUAUGUAUUCUCCAUGGAUGUGCCAAAAGUAAAAACGUGUAUGUACAGUAAGUUUAGUAGAAGUAAAAUUGAUUUUUGAUUCUUGUUAAAUGCUAAAGCUCCUCGUUAUUUCUAUAUACUUAUGGUGCAGUAUAUACUGGUAGGAUGAUACAUCUUGUUGACCCCUAGUCUGAGAGAAGUGAUUUGAGUGUUAAGUCAUAUUGCAGUAAUCUCCUAAUUAAUCUCCCUUCUUCAAAAUUCUUACCCUCAUCUGUCCUCUACACAACUUGCCAAAGUGAUAUUCCUAAAGCACAAUCUGAUCAUGUCACUCUCCUGCUCAUAUAGUUCCAUUAAUUCCCUAUUUCAUACUCUUAAGAUAAAAUGAAAAUUCUGGAUCUUUUAAAUCUAGCUCCAGCCUACUUUUCCAUCUAUAUUACAUUAUUCACCUCUAUACACUCUAGCCUAGCUGCUCUUCAUAUAGGACAAUGCAUCUCAUUUUCCCCUGGCUUUGCUUCCUCAUUGCUGGAAUGCAUUCUCUCUUCACCUUUCCCUCUUAAUCCUUAAUUUCAUUUCAGUGCUUAACUCAAGUGCCACCUCCUACAUGAGGCCUUUACUGAUUCUCCCAGUAUCUUUCUCCUCUCAUCCCCAUCCCAUUUAUUUUAUAUUUACUAUGUAUAUAUUUUAUAUCUACUUAAAUGUGUAUGUUUUCCCUGAUAGAAUGUAAGCUAUUUGAGGGCAGGGACCAUUUUGUCUUUGUAAUCCCAUUGCCUGCUACAUAGUAGACAUUUAAUAAAUGCUUGUUGAUUGAUUGGUUAUGCCUCCUGCAAUAUAGCAAUUAUGUUCUGUAAAAAUCUGAUAAAACAAAUUAACCCAGGAGGCAAAUGUUAAGCUUUUUAUCCUAUGCUAGUGAGCUUCUCCUGCGAGAUACUUCUUUUGAAACUAAAUUAUUUCAAAUUUAUUACAUUUCAGUUGUUUGUGAGUAUUUAGUUUACAGGAAUAUUUUUUUAUUCAUACCUGUGUUUUCAUAAGUGUGGUGUGUAAAUUUCUAUUGUGGAAUAUCCUUCUACUAUUUUGGAGAAGAAAUGUCUUUUCUUUAACUUACAGUUCUAGGGAAUUGCCAGGGGAUACUGAGAAAUUCAAUGAUUUACCCAUUUUAAUACAUUUUAGUAUAUGUCAGAGGCAGGCCUUGUUGAAUGACUGUUUUGCAGCAUCUUUGUGAAAAAUGCUAUAAAGCCACAUAAUUUUAAAAGUUGAAAAUGCUAUUUAGACUUUUCCAAGACUACUUCGCUCUGCAAAAUGUAAAGUAUACUUGAUUUGUAGUUUCAGCUUUAAUAAUUUGACAUUUCAAUUUUCAAAAAUUUUAAAUUUAUGAUUUUGUUUCACUGAUCAUCUGAGCUAGAAGAUGGGAGACUUGAGAGAAGGUUCAGAAAUCUACAGAAAAUCUUUUGAAUGGGCUAGAAUUUCACUACAAUUUUUUUCACUAUUAGAAAAUAUUAUUUCAAUAAACAUUUUUAAAUUACUCUCUAUGAAUGGAGAAAUGGGAUUACGUACUAAGGAAGAUAGUAGUUCAUUUUUAGAACAACUUAUACUUUUGGAAUGAAAUAAGGAUAUAAUUAUUGUUCCCUUUUGACAAAUAACGAUAUAAGUUCAUAGAGGAAAAUGGCCUUGCCUAACAUACUGGAUAAUUUGACUGUAGAGAUACAAAACUUAAUUAGAAAUGGUCUUUGCUUUUAAGGUUAUCACUUUUUCAGUAGUUUGUCUUUUGAGCUGGGUCUUUAAAAUGAUUAUGUGUAGAUACACCUCUUAGAAGAAAUUUUCUUGAGAUUUAAUUUAAAGCUUUAUUUUGCCUUGUUAAUUUCAUCUUAGUUUUAAAAUUGAAAACAUUUUGUGGGUGUACAGUAUAUUCAUAAGAAUUAACAUUUUUAAAGAAUUUACCUCUACCUGGUUAUUUGAAAGAUAUUUCUUUCCCAAUUGUAACCAAAUCCUGAUACACACACACACACACACAGACACAUGUAUAUAUGUGUAUACACACAUGGCAGCUAGAUGGCAAAGUGCCUAUGGGACUGGGCCUGAAGUCAGGAAGACUUCUUGAGUUCAAAUAUGGUUUCAGAUGCUCUGUGAUCCUGAACAAGUCACUGUUUUUGUCAAGAAAAUCCCAAACAGGUGAGGAAGAGUCAGACACAACUGAAAAACAAAUACACAUGUACAUAUAUACAUACCUACAUAUAGACACAUACCUUAUAAGAGUGUCAUGAGAAUCUUUUUCAGAAAUCACUUUUAGAUCUUUGUUUUAUAGGAAGUUUGGAAAUGUUGGUAAUACUAUCCUAUAACAUGAUUCCAUGAGAAGCAUUCCCAGAACCGGGGCCACUUGCAUGAUAUAUCAACAGGAUUUGGAAAAUGGAAUCUAGUUUUACAAGUGCAAGUGUGGUAGGGUAGAAAAGGGAAAUGGAGAAAGGGAUAAGAAUUUAUUUAGUUCCUACCAUGUGUUAGGUAUUGUGCUAGGCACUUUUUGUAAAUAUUACAUUUGGUACAGAGUUGAAAUUUAUUGUAGAGAAAUGCAAUGUUUGUGAUUUUGUCAUGGCCAAGAGAAAAACCUGAAAGCUCUAUAUUCUUAAAUUAAAACUUUGUGUUUACUAUGUUUAUGUUUUAAGAAUCUUGAAGAAAAUUGGUUAUUGAAUUUCUUCCAAAUGAAAUACUACUUGUCCCUUCUGUUCUGUAUACUGUGUACCAUUUUCUUGUACCUGACUUCUUAAUAUUUAGGAUAAUAAAAUGGAGGUUGGAUUAGA